AUGACGGAGGUAUUGGGAUACGUGACCGAUGUCAUAAAAAACAUCAAUGCGGGCAACCUAAAUUACUGCCAAAACCUCUCCUAUCCGGAUAAUAAUGUUGAACAGUACAAAGAAUUCGAAGCUGCAAUAAAACAACUCGUUGACCGCCAAUUAUAUCUCGAAAAAGAGGCAGCCAAGUAUCAAGCACUACUCAGUGAAACCGAUUCUGUAAUAAUCAUUAAUCCCAGAGAUGGCAUAACAACCGAUAACUCAAGUGAUACCGACCCUCUUAGUUCAGCCUCAUCUCCUAGUAUAACAUCAAUCGAUUCUACCGACUAUUCUAGCGCACGAUUAUCAAAUUUACAAACUGAUAAUACAAUUAUUGCCAGUGCGGGUGACGCUGGCUUAGAUAUAUCAAAAACACAUCAUCUAAGCGCACCGGCUUAUCCUUCUAACCUAUUCACUGGACAAAAACAUCCCGUCUUUCAUGAUGAACGCGUCUGCCCGAAUGCAAUCAACACCAUGGCUGAUACUAUUGACGGUCUCUUUCUCGAACUCAUUCAUGUUGCUCGCGAAGUUGGUGAUGAAGGAAAAUUGGGUGUCAAGGCACAAAACCAAGACUUGGACGGAGCUUGGAAGGAGUUUGUGGUUAAUUUAAAUUUGGUCACUAGUAAUCACUCCAAGCAAGUCAGAGACAUUGCUGAAGUUUGUACCUCGGUAGCGCGUGGUGAUUUGAGCAAAAAGAUCACGGUUGAAGUCAAGGGUGAAACUCUGGUUCUGAAAAAUACGAUAAACACUAUGGUUGACCAAUUGAAUUCGUUCGCAUCCGAAGUAACACGUGUCGCACAUGAUGUCGGUACAGAGGGUAAACUGGGCGUGCAAGCACAAGUCCAAGGCGUGGAUGGCACUUGGAAAAUUCUUACUGAUAACGUCAAUACGAUGGCCGCUAACCUUACUGCACAAGUGCGUGAUAUUGCUAAUGUCUCAAAAGCUGUAGCUCGCGGUGACCUAAGCAAAAAGAUUACAGUAGACGUGAAAGGAGAAAUUUUAGAGUUGAAGAAUACGAUUAAUACUAUGGUUGAUCAGCUUCAAACUUUUGCUACAGAAGUGACUCGUGUAUCUGUCGAAGUAGGCACGGAAGGAAAAUUGGGUGGACAAGCUAAUAUAAAGGAUCUUGGCGGCAUAUGGAAAGACCUCACAGACAAUGUAAAUCUUAUGGCAUCUAAUCUUACCGGUCAAGUGCGUGAUAUUGCUACUGUAUGUAAAGCCGUGGCCUGUGGUGAUUUGUCAAGAAAAGUUACCGUACCUGUACAGGGAGAAAUAUUAGAGCUAAAAGUGACGAUAAAUACUAUGGUGGAACAAUUACGUUUGUUUGCUGCGGAGGUAACACGUGUCGCACGUGAAGUGGGCACCGAGGGUAGACUGGGAGGUCAGGCGGAAGUGCAAGGUGUCGAUGGUACAUGGAAAAUUCUCACAGAUAACGUCAACACAAUGGCUGCCAAUCUCACAGCCCAAGUACGUGAUAUCGCGAACGUGUCAAAAGCCGUAGCUCGUGGUGAUCUAAGUAAGAAAAUUACAGUAGAUGUUCGAGGAGAAAUUUUGGAACUGAAAAACACUAUCAAUACUAUGGUGGACCAGUUGCAGACGUUUGCUACUGAAGUAACUCGUGUAUCAUUGGAAGUCGGUACAGAAGGCAAAUUAGGUGGUCAAGCCGUUGUAAAGGACGUCGAGGGUACUUGGAAAAUCUUGACAGACAAUGUCAAUAUAAUGGCUGCCAAUCUUACCACGCAAGUACGAUCCAUUGCCGAGGUCACAACAGCUGUAGCUUGCGGCGAUCUUAGUAAAAAGAUUACUGUCGAUGUCAGAGGUGAAAUAUUAGAAUUAAAGAGCACGGUAAACUCUAUGGUGGACCAAUUACGUAUGUUUGCAGCUGAAGUAACUCGUGUAGCUCGCGAGGUGGGUACGGAAGGUAUUCUUGGUGUGCAGGCACAUGUUAAAGAUGUUGGUGGCACAUGGAAGGAACUCACGGACAAUGUGAAUACUAUGGCGUCGAACCUUACUGCUCAAGUACGUGACAUUGCUAGUGUAUCAAAGGCCGUAGCAUGCGGAGAUUUAAGCAAGAAGAUUACAGUAGACGUUAGGGGAGAAGUAUUGGAAUUGAAAAACACUAUCAAUACUAUGGUGGAUCAGUUGCAGACAUUCGCUACUGAAGUAACUCGUGUAUCAUUGGAAGUCGGUACAGAGGGCAAACUCGGUGGUCAAGCCGUUGUAAAGGACGUCGAGGGUACUUGGAAAAUCUUGACAGACAAUGUCAACAUAAUGGCUGCCAAUCUUACCACGCAAGUACGAUCCAUUGCCGAGGUCACAACAGCCGUAGCUUGCGGCGAUCUUAGUAAAAAGAUUAUUGUUGAUGUCAGAGGUGAAAUAUUAGAAUUAAAGAGCACGGUAAACUCUAUGGUGGACCAAUUACGUAUGUUUGCAGCUGAAGUAACUCGUGUAGCUCGCGAGGUGGGUACUGAGGGCAAACUAGGAGGUCAAGCUGUGGUUAAGGAUGUCGAUGGUACAUGGAAGAUUCUGACUGAUAAUGUCAACACGAUGGCCGCUAAUCUCACCGCACAAGUGCGUGAUAUCGCUAAUGUCUCGAAAGCCGUAGCUCGCGGUGAUCUAAGCAAAAAGAUUACAGUAGAUGUCAGGGGUGAAGUUUUGGAGUUGAAGAAUACGAUUAACACUAUGGUGGAUCAGUUAUCAACAUUCGCGGCUGAAGUAACUCGCGUGGCUCGUGAAGUGGGUACAGAAGGCAAAUUGGGUGUCCAAGCUGAAGUCGAAGGUGUUGACGGUACUUGGAAAGAAAUCACGUCCAAUGUAAACACGAUGGCUGCCAAUCUUACAUCGCAAGUGCGCGCAUUUGCCCAAAUCUCGGCUGCUGCGACUGAUGGCGAUUUUUCACAAUUCAUUACUGUUGACGCAUCAGGCGAAAUGGAUUCGUUAAAAACAAAAAUCAAUCAGAUGGUAUUAAAUCUGCGUGAUAGUAUUCAAAAGAACACAGCCGCCAGAGAAGCUGCUGAACUUGCAAACAGGAGUAAGAGUGAAUUCUUGGCCAACAUGUCUCAUGAGAUUCGUACACCUAUGAACGGUAUUAUUGGUAUGACCACCCUGACUUUGGAAACUGAAUUGACUCGACAGCAGCGUGAAAACUUGAUGAUUGUAAGUUCAUUGGCCAACUCUCUAUUAACUAUUAUCGAUGACAUCCUGGAUAUUUCCAAGAUUGAAGCCGGACGCAUGACUAUUGAACAGAUUACGUUUUCGCUUCGCCCCGCGGUCUUUGGCGUAUUAAAAACGCUGGCAGUAAAGGCAAAUCAGAAGAAAUUGGAUCUAAUAUACGAAGUAGAUAAUAACAUUCCAGAUCAACUAAUCGGAGAUCCUCUCAGAAUGCGUCAGGUCAUCACGAACCUUAUUGGAAAUGCCAUCAAAUUUACGACCGAGGGUGUUGUUGUCCUUUCCGUUCACACUAGGGAAAUCAAUAACAAUCAAGUCACAUUGGAAUUUUGUGUUUCCGAUUCAGGCAUUGGUAUUCAAGAAGAUAAACUGGACAUGAUAUUUGACACCUUCUGUCAGGCUGACGGUUCAACAACAAGAAAAUAUGGUGGAACUGGACUGGGACUUUCAAUUUCAAAACGAUUGGUAUCCCUCAUGGGCGGUAAUUUGUGGGUGAAGAGUGUUUACGAGCGUGGAUCGCAGUUCUUCUUUACCGUAAAAGUGAAGUUGGGAACUAUGUCACCUGAACUGGUUGAACAGAAGAUGAGUCCAUGGCACGGGCGACACAUUUUGUUUAUCGAUACUUUGCAUGACACGACCGGAGUAGCAAAGUCCCUCGAAGAUUUGAAGUUGCGACCAAAAUUGGCCAGUUCCGUUGAGGAAGCAGCUAAUAUAGCAAGUUCUCGUAAUAAUGAUGCACCAUUGUUUGAUACAGUUAUCGUGGAUGAUUUGUCUAUUGUCGAGCCUCUUCGUGAGAUUUCACAUCUUCGAUAUAUUCCUGUC
Molecule: messenger RNA, 4017 nt
Organism: Paraglomus occultum
Lineage: Eukaryota; Fungi; Glomeromycota; Glomeromycetes; Paraglomerales; Paraglomeraceae
Source: the annotation of a GenBank genome assembly